Molecule: messenger RNA, 255 nt
Organism: Cetraspora pellucida
Lineage: Eukaryota; Fungi; Glomeromycota; Glomeromycetes; Diversisporales; Gigasporaceae
Source: the annotation of a GenBank genome assembly
AUGAACUUGUCAGAUUCAACAAUUGAACACCAACUAAGUAAAUUCAACUAUAUAAAUGAUACUCCAGUACUUAUCAAAGAUGUUCUUAGCGAAGAGCAGAUUAUUAAUAUUGUGUUGAAUGAACAACAGGAAUUAGAAAAAGGUAAUACAAGCAAUACUGAUAAAGAACCACCUAAAAUUCCUAUUAUAGAAGGAUUAAAUGAACUAAAAAAAUUUAUUGGUUUUGUUGAGCAGCAGCAAAAUUUGAUAACCUGA